AUGAAAUAUGAUGCAACCACCAUUGCCAUCACUCUCCUCUUUCUUAUUCUCUUCCAGUCCACACAUGUGCUAGCUACGGACGUUACCGACUCGUCAGACCCCCUGUGGGACAGCAAGUACACAACCUCGCAAAACCGGUCCCUUCGUAUCGUCUCCAUCUGCUUCUCUUCACUCUCGUUGCUAGCAGGAACCUAUGGAAUCUUCUGGUUUUUCUAUCACCAGUAUAAGAAGCGACAUCUGACAAAGAACGCUGGAUUUCGAAGCCGCGUAAUCAAGUUCCGACGAAAACUGGUGCUCGCCUUGAUUCUGUUUGACUUCCUCAAAGCACUCAUGCUAACUAUUUAUCCCGCAAAGAAGCUGUGUGGAACUCCAGACUCGCCACAAUUUGCAGCAGUCAUUGGAUGGUUCACAAACGUGGCAAUUGAGGGUGGCGAUAUGUCUGCCUUUCUCCUGGCCGUGCAGACAGCCAUGAUGGUGUUUGCUCCUCAAAACGAGCACUCAAAGGACAACCUGUGGAACAGAAAAUUUGCCAAAUACUUUCAAAAUGGUCUGUAUCCCUACAGAAAGUACAUUUACGUCUUUUGCUUCACCAUCUUCCCCACCUUGCUGUCUUCAUUGGCAUUUGUUGGAACAAGCUACCCAGCUGCCCAGGACCUGGGCUUUCGAGGAUAUGUUCCUCUGCCUACAUUUGUUUUUCUGCCAGCAUCUCCGACCUGGUAUCGGGCUGUUCUUUCGUGGGGACCGCGGUAUUUCAUCAUGUUUGCCAUUUUCGCGAUUUACAUUGCAGUAUUUAUUCAUGUGAGACGGGAGUUUAAGAGAUUGGAUGUUUCGAUGGCCGAAUUGGCUGGUGCGGAAGAAGGAGGGGCUUUGGAGGAUAAGGUGGAGUCCAGCAAGGGGUGGAAGAGGGUGCGAAUCUGGCUGAGUCAUUUCCCCGGUCUAGGUAUGCUGUAUCAUCACCAUCAUCACUACCCAGGCGUUGAAGAGGAUAUUUAUGGGGAGGGUGAGAACGAAGUUUGGCCUGGGGUUGGUCGACAGGAGAGUUCUUCGGAUUUGGAAGCUCAGGACGACCCCCUAUCUACGCCUCCAGGUAGUCCUACUCGCACCCCAGAUAGUCCCACGGAGGACGAAGGGCCUGUUGCUGCUACUCCCGGCAGAAGAGCUGCCAACCUUGCAGAUUUGCAGUCGCAUAUCAACAAACAGAAUCUCAAGCGGUUUCGGCAGCGACGGGCAGACAUCGAGCGUCAGAUGAACUACAUUUUCAUUUACCCUUUGGCGUAUCUCCUUCUAUGGACAGGUCCCUUUGUUCAACAGGCCAUGCAGUAUUCCAAACACAAGAACGAAUACAGCAAGUUCUCGAUCAUGAUUUGGGCGGUUGUCAGCCAGGCUUCCAACUGCUUCAUUGAUACGGUUGUCUUCAUUCUUCGAGAGUCCAACUAUCGAAAGUGGAGACGGGAGAGAAAGCUGCUGAAGCAGGCUGAGGAGAGGAAGCAGGAGUGCACAAACUGCAACGAGCAUAGAAACAAGCCUCACGAUGAUGACAACCAGUCCAGAAGUGAGGAGAACGAGUCGUCGGCCGGAACUAUAAUUUCGCUACCUACUUUUGGUAACUAUGAAAUGAGGUUUGGAGGAAGUGGCGGUGGAGAUGGUCCAGAUGUGAGGGAGGCGCCGGACUCUCGGGAGUCGGAUCCUCUUUCAGCCCCUCCGUCAGCCCCUCCGUCAGCCCCUCCAUCUGGCUACCAGACACCUACGUCGGUGACUUUUCCCCCCCGUUCCACUGCCAAGAGCCCCGAGAAGGACAAUGAUACUGUUCCUGAGAUGAUGUUUGUGCGGUCUCCUGGUGGAGUUACCUUUGGUGUUCCAUUUGGCAGGCGGUCUGGUGACCUGGAUCGAGAACAACCUCAUAGUCAGGGUCUUUGUCAGCGAGACUCUCAUCGGGACCAUCAUAGAGGUAGCAUCAGCUGGGGCUUUGGAGGACGACGCAAGAGCGAGUUCAGCACUGGAGACGAGGAAGUCGAUCUGGUUGACUUUUUGCGCCAGUAA
Molecule: messenger RNA, 2040 nt
Organism: Yarrowia lipolytica CLIB122
Lineage: Eukaryota; Fungi; Ascomycota; Dipodascomycetes; Dipodascales
Biological process (GO): adenylate cyclase-activating G protein-coupled receptor signaling pathway
Cellular component (GO): plasma membrane
Molecular function (GO): G protein-coupled receptor activity
Source: RefSeq, a predicted model, not a curated record